UGGAUGGACUGAUCUGCAAUCGAUCCACACAUCUUGCGUCUAACCAAAAAAAGAAGUAGCCCAGGUUCUCGCAUUCUCCGUGCGUGGAAAACGAAGCUAGCCUUAUCGAGAAAAUUCUCCAAAAAGUUGAAUCAAAACCGGUGCUAAAAGGAUGUGGAACCAGUGAGCAGUUCCGGACAACCGGAAUAUUCGACGCUGUGUCAUUAUUGAGGCGGUUGGAGAAGCGCGAAAAUUCGUCAUUCCGGCCAACAGCAAAAACGAAGCGCCUGUGUGCGAAAGAAAUACAUCACACCAAGGCACAUCAGCAGCAAUAUCGAACAACGAGCAGUGUGUGACGAAAAAUACGAAGUAAAACUUCUGGUCGUGGUCGCUGGUUCGCAGAAGCCCAGCAAACCACACGAAAAUCGAAGCCAAUGUACGAAGGAAUCAGGGACUCUGUCGACUGUCGCACUUUCAUACUGGGAAUCGCAAACCGUAAAGAACACAGGAGGAGCCGAGCAAUGUAUUUUUGCUUUCUGCGGGUCGACGUCGAAUUUGAAUUGCCAUUUUUCGUCAGGCUUCGCUGGCUUGGUAGUCGGGCGACAAGAGAGCAUUGAGCAUCAACAUCAAGCAGGCAGCAUCAAUUGCACUGCACGACGAUGCGAUGUACGUUCAACAUACACGGAAACAGAUAUAGCGUGAGAGGCAAACGGAAAACAGAAACGGAUUGUGAGCUUAUAGCGAUCGGCGAGAGCCAGAGAGACGGAGAGUCCGCUAACAGUACACACGAAAAUGCAGCAUUGGCAUGUGUACACACAGCACGCAGCAAAACGAUCAUUCUAUGACGAUCCCGGCCCGUGCACCACCAAAACGACAAAUUAUGAUUCUCGGCACCACUGCUAUGAACUGUUCUGACAUGGCCUUCAAGCUACCAGUACCAUCGGACGAUAACGAAGGCCAACUCGAUUAUUAUCGCAUUGGUAGUGAUCCACCCGUUGUUGGAAGAGCAGAAAGAACUUCCUUACCAGCACCAAUUGUAUCCGAGGAUCAACAAAAUGUUUCCCUAACGCGUGCUGCGUUCGACCGUCAAAAAGUGGAUUUUCUGUUUGUGGUUGUGCCACCAACUGAGUUGUUUUCUUCGACCACAACAAUCUACCAUUCGACGGUAUGCUAAAGGCAAGGUCGCCUUGUAUCUGAACAUUAGAAGCGCCUCUGGAAUUCGAUAAAACAUCAACAGCAACAGAGGCAAAUUUAAAACCUACAGCGACUAACUAGUGACAGAACAACGUACCGUACUGGAGCCAAGAGUACGGGAUAAACAGAGAAAAAGUGUUUGUGUGUUAUAUGUGCCCGUUUGUGUGUGUGUUGUGUGUUUGAGUAAGUUUAUAUUUUGGGCCAGAUACUCUUUUCGCCGAGAAAGAAACACAACGGCUUAAAGAAUUGGAAAGGAAUUGGCAUCGGUUGUUACGCUGCAGUAAAUGAUUGCUGGCUGCGGAAAAAAACAUCACAUACAGUAGAAGCUACAGGAGCAGAUAACCCGAUCAUGUCUGCGCCGCGAGAAAGUAUCAUGACAGCACCGUCUGGUUCUGUAAACAGUAACAAGUUUAAUAUUGUAACAUCAGCAACAAAUCAUAACUCCCCAGUGGGUGGCGGAGUUGGAACAGUAGAAGGACACAGUGGAGCAAAUUUUAGCAAUAGCAACGUUCACAGCACAGUAACACAGUCCUCGUCCGGCGGAAAUGUUCUGCUAACGGAUGGAGCGAGUUCCGCCAGUAGCAACCGCCUUCGACACCAUGCGGUCCAUCAUCCGCUUUUGGAAUGCAAUGAUCCCGUUGCGGCAGCAGCUGCUAGCGGCUUACAGCAGCUUUCUAAUGUGGCCGCACUCAAAUUGAGAGGCGAAUGCACGGGCCCCACGACAGUACAGUAUUCCAACAUGAUCUGCACGAGUUACGGUGCGACGACGGCAACCGCGACGACGACCACUAUGUCGACGACGCUGAGCAGCAAUAGUAGUAGCAGUAAUUUUAGCAAUAAUAGCAGCGUCGGCUCAGUCACCUCCCUAAGUACCAGUAACAGCAAUAGCCACAGUAGUAAUAGUAAUAGCAGCAGCAACAUUACCAGCGGUGGAACCCAAUUGAGCAACAAUAUCAAUGUGAUGCCGGGGCAGAGCCCAGCGCUGGCAACGGGCGGCGGCGGUGGUGGUCCAGUGGACAUAGGCAAUCGUAUGCAAGUGCUAAGCAAUGUGACGCUGGUGUCGAAGGGACAGCAACCUCAGCAGCAACAGAUGCAAUUACAAAUGCCGCAAACGACGGCAACUUUCAAUUACAUCGACUCAAGCGGGAAAAACAUCAAUGUGUACACCUCGCUCUGUGGCAAGCUGGGCUCAAGCAAGCUGAUCAGUUUGCCGUUAGGAAAGAUGAAAAAUCUCAACCACCAACAGCAGCAUCAGUUCAUCGGUUCGCAGCAGCACCAGUUGUUGUCGUCUUCCUCGUCCGUUGCAUUACCACAGCAACAGCAUGUGCCGACGGUGUCGAUUGCUGGUAGCGUCCUUACCAGUACCAGUAACAACAGUGGGAGCGGGAUUGGAUCAGCAUCGGCAACCAACACAAUGGUGCAGAAGCUUACGAUGCCCCGGAAUAUUCAGCUCGUUACGAGGAUACCAACGUCCAACAGUAGUGGAGGGCCGACAGUCAGCCACACAGCGACAACAGCGCUAAGCAACGGUAGCCGUAUACUGCAACAGCAGCAACCGCAAGCAAUUCAGUACAACAACACGAUCGGACAGAUUCAGGAUACCGGUGGUGGAGGAUUAGCGACGAUCGGUGGCACACCGAUAGAGCUGAAAAACGUAGUAACGGCGCUCGGCAAACCGAUCCCGGUCACAAGCAAGAGCAAGGUCAGCCAGAAUGCAUCACUCAAAAUGUUGCAACAGCAGCAACAACAGCAGCCGAGGUUAUCGAACGUGACGCUAAAGCCGCUCGCUGUCAUGAAGCAACCGCAGCAACCGUCCACAGCGGUUAAUGUGAGCCUAAAAACGGUCCGUAGUAGUCCAUCGUCACAAAAGGGAAGCGGCGGUACCAUUGGCAGCAAUGUAGCACCGAGCAAUGUUUCAUCUUCGAUGUUUUACAUGAAGAGUAACAGCGGCUCAGCAUCUGUGCCAUCCGGUGCGUCACUGGAGCUGCAACAAAUGGGUGGUAGUGUGCAGACAUCGUCCGCCUACCCAACAUCGACUGCGCAGACAGUCUUUCACAAUGCCCAAGCAAUUCAGCAACAGGCGCAGAUGGUGAUCCCAGUAUCAUCCUAUGCCCAGAGUAAUAGUAGCAACAGCAAUAGUAUCAGCACUGGGGCAGCAGCACCGUUGAAUAGCAUAAAACUGACGGCACCAAUUCAUCACAUCUUGGGUGGAUCGAAACAAUCCGGCACCGCCGGUGUUAACAUGCUGAAACCGGGCAAGAAUCAGCUGAUACAGAUACAUCAGGUAUCGUCUCAGUCACGUACGCAAUCUCCACAGCUGCAGAACACGUUUAUUGGUGGCAAUGUCAGUGUUACCGGCAUUCAACAGCAGCAUGUUGUUCUGCAGCAGCAGCAGCAGCAGCAGCAACAUACACCCGGAGCUACAAUGAUGAUAAACGUACCAACUUCGCUCACUAGCAAAGUAGUAUCUAGCGGUGGCCGAUUCACCACAUCUUCGAUCGGCGGUAGUACGGCGAAUUACAUUGUAAGCUCUGCGUCUAAUAUUGGAGUGUACGGCACAACAGCAACGCUAACAACGACAAACUCCUCGUCAACAAUCUCAGCAGCUGCCGGAGGAGGCGGAGGUGCAAGUGGAGGUCACAAAGGAUUAAACAAUCUCUACACGGCUGCCGCCACUGUUGGAGGAUACGAUCAGCAGACACUUGCUGAUACGGUUUCAAAGUAUUCCAGCGGCAAAAGCACAACAGGCAAUAGUCUAUCAAAUGUUAUCAACCCACCACCGAGUGGCAGUCCAUCGUUGAAAUCGGGCAAAGGUGCUGGAGGACGUGGACGCCACAAUAGUGGUAGCCAAUUUCAGCUUCACACUUCUCUGGCUUCGUCACCUCCGGUUGCUUCGCCGCAUUACGCCACGUUGGAACAUCAGAUGGCACCGUCCGGAGUGGAUCAGCAUCCGGUAUCAGUGAACCAUACGUCAUCGUCACCGUAUCGUUAUGCGUAUGCCUCCUCCCCAUCGAGUGUAGCGUCCACUAGGACGGCUGUAUCGCAACAGUCUGGAGCAAGCCCAUCCGGCGAUUCAGAUACGAUUUAUCUGAACGGUCAGUCAGAUGAAACGGCCACAGCACGAAUACUACAGAGUUUGUCGCAAAAAUCGCAUGAAACUUCCGGUAGUAAUACGAAGAUCUACUCCCGGCACCAUUCAUAUGAUCCAACGCAAUCCUCUGCUGCUGGAACUGUGGUUUCGGGUAGACAUCGCUAUGAUUCAUCUGGAUCAACGGACGGUCGUAGAAUGAGUGGAUCCGUUGAAGGCACAACGAUCCUGUAUGCGGAUAGUAUUCCAUUGCGUGAAUAUAGUACGACAAACACAAAUGCACAUCCCGCACACUACUCAGCGCGUGAUGAUGAAGAGGGAAAUAGCGUCGAAGUGCGUCCCGGUCCGGUGGAUCCAUCUGCCGGUCUGUUCUAUAUUCAGCAAGCCGUAAUGCAAGAUCACACCUACUGUGAACCUAUUUCGACGACUGUCACAGAACAACAUCGUAACUCUUUUCCAUCGGGAGUUAUUGCAUCGAGUCCGCAAAAUAUCACCUCGAAUGCUGCAUCAAUGGUGCAACAUUCCGCAUCCGGUUCCACUGGGACUGGUGUCGAUAUGAGCAGUUUAACGAUGAUAUCGUCAUCGCCACUAUCAUCGGGAAUAAAUUCGUCGCCGUCGACGAUGGCCGCACCGUCCGUUCCUUCCAGUAUCGGUGCCAGCAGUUCAUCCAUACUGAUACCGAUGGCACAGAUGAAUUUGGCUAAAUUGACUUCAGCAGCGGUGGCAAACGAAUUGUUAGGAGGCGCGAAAGGAACUCCCGGUGGUAUAUUCGAGUAUCUGUACCAGGCGAAGGGUGGUCUGUCAACAGCACGUCCGGGUGCCAACGAUGAUAAUGAUGAUACACAGUCAGUGAUCAGCACCGGUUCCCGUGCGGGACACGAUAAUGACUUGGGUGAGGAAACGGAUACAGCACCGGAGGGUGAAGGUGAAGAUGACUCUGUUACGCGUUGCAUCUGUGAUUUGACGCAUGAUGAUGGCUAUAUGAUAUGCUGUGAUAAAUGCUCCGCUUGGCAGCAUGUCGAUUGUAUGGGAAUCGAUCGGAUGAAUAUACCGGAUGAGUAUAACUGCGAACUCUGUCAGCCCCGUCCCGUCGACAAGGCACGAGCACGUCAGUUACAGUUGCACAAGCGCAAAGAGCAGAGUCUGUUUUUUGCCAACAAUAAUGUUACUGUGUCGGGAGCAACGUCCUCAUCGUCAGUAACACUAACGGAAGGCGGUGUAUCCGGUACAAAUCAGCAGCUGCCUCCGACACCACCGCUGAGUGUGAAGGGAGCCAAUCAUCACCAACAGUACGGCCAUCAUCAUCAUCAGCAGUAUCAGUACAGCGAUGUGCUGUCACAUCAGCAGCUGCCGAGUCAUUUGCAGCAAAGUAACGGAUCGAUCGGAACAAAUCAUGCUGUCCCAGCUACGCCCGCGAGAGGUUCGAAAAAGUCCAAAUCUGGUGGAAUUGGUGGGUCGCGCAAAAAAUCGGACAGUGUGUCAUCAUCCACGUCGAUGAAUGCACUGCUGGGUGCUACCAACAAUGGUAGUAACGUUGCGAAUGCUAUGAAUUUGGUACCGAACAGCGCAACAGCAUCGUCAACGAUGAUGAUCGGUGGUAGUGAAGGUGUGCCAUUACCGGGUACAAUAAUCUCCUCGGCCGGAACAAUGAUGGAUCCAGCAGCAGCAGCAGCAGCUACGAUGGCCAUAAUGGCCGCAUCCCAGCUGGCCGGUGGUUUACCUGCACCCAUGUCAACGUCUGCCGUACCAAUGUACUGUGAUAAUACUAUCAAUAGCAGUGGUGGAGUGUCGAAAAAGCUAAGUAAAAAAGCCGAAACGGCCCUAAACAGUCGUUUGAAUGGUGGCAAGCGUGUGGUCGCAGGGAAAGAGCUACGCUCCGUUCCCGUUGGUGCUCCUACGGCCGCCGCAUCGAGGCCUUCGAAGAAAAAAUCUAAGAGUGCAGAACAAAGCACAGAAAAGCUGAUGAACAUGAUACGGACUUGGAUCGACAGUUACGAGCGGGCGACGACGAAUCACUACUCACCGGAGCUGAGAGCUCGGUUGCAAGCGUUCGCUAAGCUGCAGGCCCAGAACCCACUGUUAACGGACAGUCGGCUGCUAACGGUACCGGGUGGGGUGAAUCAACCGCCACGCUGCACUACCGUACCGCAUGCUGGUGGAAAAAUUCUCAUCGGUACGAGUGACAUAGAACCACGGACACCGAUUAUUGAGGUGCGAGGUAAAUAUAUGCUUACUACGCAGCACAAACAGCUCCAGUCGCUGUUUAACAUGGCUGCGAAUGGUAAGCUAAGCCAGAACAAGAAUGCUGGUCCGUUCCUAUUUCUCUACCAGCUACCAGCGGCCGGCUGUGGUGGAAUGGAGCUGUGCGUAGAUACGCGCACGUACGGUAACGAUGCCCGUUUCGUGCGGCGAUCCUGUCGACCGAAUGCGGAGCUACUGCACAGUGUAGAGAAGGGCGUGGUGCAUCUGUACAUUGUAGCGACGACAAACAUAAAAUCGAACACGGAAAUUACGAUCCGUCACGAUGAACAGUUGAUUCACCGUAUGGGUGGUGUCGUCAUACUUACGCACACCACCGUAACGAACGUGUGUGCCUGUGGUUUGAUAAAGGAUUGUACCUAUUCGGCACAGCUUAAUGAAGCGACGGGUUUGGCUGGUGGAUCGGUGCCCGCAAGUACGACUAUUCCAGUUGGACCUACACCAGCAAUAGGAGGUACGAAGGGCAGUGGAAAGGUCGGUUCGAAACGGUCACUUGGUGAGAGUGGUCCGGAUCAGCCCGGGAAAGGAAAGUCGAAAAAGACACGCAAUAACAGUACGAGCCGGUCAGUCGACGGGCGCAAUCGAUCGAUUUCCUCGAGUGGUGGUGAGAGUGAUGCCAUGUUUGGUACACCUCAGAGUGCGGGUCUGUCCGGAUGUAUGAUGUCACCACCAACACCCAACGCCAUGCUUCAACCGAUGCCCCAACAACAACCACCGAACGUCCAUCCAGAACAUCAGCCACCGUCCCAAGCGAUGGUUUUGGGUCCUCCGUUGAUGGGUUCUCCCUUAACGCAACCGCAAGGCAUCGCUGCUAUUGGAUCACCGUUUAUGUAUUGCCAAGCACCGGUAGCAUCUCCUCACCAUACAUCAUCAGUGCCACAGCAAACGAAUGCGAUACCACCAACGUCACCGUAUCAUCAGUACGAUAUGAAUGUUCCGCUUCGUUCACCACCAGCACACAUGACACCGGUACGAUCUCCACAGCAAACACCUCCACUGACCGGAGGCAUUCCAUCCAAUCCACUGAUGCCACUAAAUACGGGUGUACCGCAACCGUUAACGCUUCCGCACCAAUCACCGAUCAAGAAACAAAUGCAGCAACUACAGCAACACUUUCAAGAACAACAACCGGAAGCGGCGGCUGCCCUACUAGCAAUGGCAUCCGGUGGUGGAUGUAUCGGUUCGCGUCCUGGCACGGCCGCACUCGAUGCAGCACUGCUGGAACAUGGUACGCGCAUGGAACUGAUCCAGCAACAGCAGCAACUGCAUCGUCUCGAAAUCAUGGAGGAUGUUAUGAAAAUACAGAUCAAACCUUCACCACCUGCUUCACCACUGAAACCACCCACCGCUGGUCCGAGAAAUUCGCCAGUUUCACUGUUGCUGUCACCGAAUAAAUCAGUACAGCCGCAGCAGCAGCAACAGCAUCAUCAGCAUCAGCAUCUUCCGUUAGUCGGAACGAAGGAGAUCAGUGGAACAGUCCUAUUUCCGCAGCAGAGUGCCCAGAUCAAGCAAGAACCGGGUGUACCGGUUGCUAUCGAUGUGGUAGAUUCGGUGAAGAAAGAGUACUGGGACACGAAGGAAGUACAGUUGCAUCCUGGUGGUGUUGCACCGUCAGCAUCGCCGCAAGUAGACGUGAAGGAGAUGAAAGAUAGUGCACCUGAUGUGAAACUUGAACCAUCGGCGUUGUCGCUUGAGACAGAGGCAAAGCUUCCACCAACCACAACCAUCACAGGUGAAAGUAGUAAUGUUACCAUUAAAACGGAACCAACACCUUCGUUAGCAUUCGGUGAGAAAAAGCAGGAACAACAAACCCCACCCGUACAAGCAUCUACUGUUGUCGUUGAACAACAACCAAUUGGUGUGAGCGCUGGACCGGCGUCAUCUUCUCCACUGAAGCGAUCCAGUUCCCCGAAUAACCAUCAUCACCAUCAUCAUCACGCUGGACAUCACCAUUCGUCGGGUAAAAGCAAGCGGAGUAGCGCAACCGGUGAACAUCAGCAGCAUACGCGGUCGGAGAAGAAGCAAACAGCGGAAAAGCCCAAUCGCAAGCUAACCCGUGAGGAGCGUAAAAUGGAAGCGAUAGUGAAAGCGUUUGCAAAGAUGGAACAGUCGCAGCAGCGGAAACAGGAGCUGAAGGAACAACGAAAGGAUGGCAUUGCAAUUCCGGGCAGUAAACGGCGCAGCAUUUCUACGUCGAACGCCGGCACGGGUGGCAAUCUGUCAGACGAUGGUACGAUGGAUGGUGGAACAGCAACGGGCACAUUGUCAACGUCCAGUGGGGCUUUAUCUGCCAACACCUCUUGUGAAGGUGUGAGCGUCGAUCAUUCGUUCGGGUCCGCGUUUAACGCUAGUUCAUUCUCGAGCGGUGGCAGUUGCAGUGGAAGUAGUAGCAGUGGUGGUGGUAAGCGAAAAACUAGUAUUCGUUCAUCUUCCAAAACGCGUUCGUCGAAAAAGAAGAAGAGCAAGGCAGUUAGUCAGCAUUUUGCAUCGUCAACGCAGCAGCGCCGCAAAAAGCUUGCAGCAGCAGCCGCUCGGUCGAGAUCCAAAUCAAAGUCAACGACCAAUAGUCGGGUGCAGCAACAGAAGCAGCAGCAGCAUGAUCAGAAGGACCAACAUCAACUGCAGUCGACGAACAGUGUUGAGGGUGAAGUGUACGGUGGUAAUCAUUAUGAUAAAGCAGCUGAGCUUUUGCUAACCUUUUCACAAUCGGCUACCAGCAGCAGUGGUGCGGCACAGUUGAUGGGUGUCACCUCGGCAAACGUUGGAGGCGAGCCGCCGAGUAUGGGCGGACCACCACCACCCGGUGUUGGUGUUGGAAGUGGCAGUCUUCCGAUGUUGAGUUCCGCCUGCAUGCUGAUUGAAGCGGCUGUUGGUCCAUUAGAAAAUGCUUCCACCAUGCUGAUGGGUUCCGUAGGACGUCCGUUGAACCUACCCGUUUCGGUAAUGCCACCAUCCGCUGCAGCGCCGUCGCCACCUGUUAUAUCACAGGUGCUCGAGUCACCCGGACCGGUGGAGCAGCAAGAUUUCAAGUACCCGGCAAAGGCAAAAACGAAGAAAAGCAUGAGCCGGGAAUGGUUAAGCGGUCAUCAGCUAGCCCUGGAGCAGACCGAUUCCGGUUAUGCGACUACGCCGACAGACGAUCGAAACAGCACCAUUGAUGUGCCCGCUUCCUUGCCGCACCAUCGUCAACCGUUACAUUUGAAAACGAACUUUGACGAACAGUCCGGUACAGGUGAAGGUGGUAACAUUAUGAUCGCCGCCAAGAAGGUGGAAGAAUUCAUUAUGCAAAAUUCGCCCCAGCCGGAUGAUAAUGCGACAAACUGCUGCACGACUGCAUCGGUUGUAGUUUCUGCAUCGUCCACCCAGCAGCAGCACGGUGUCACUGGGAAAUGGCCCACCAUGGUAUCAUCCAGCGGUGGCGAGAUUAAUACGAGCGGACCGUCGGAAAAGAUGGAAAGUGCCGCAGUAAAGAAACGAUGGCUCCGGCAAGCAAUAUCGGAGGAAACGGAUGAACAUCCCGGAGGACCCAGUAUCGGGUUACAUUCGUCUUCUUCAUCAUCAUCUUCGCCUCCGCCGCCGAAUGGUUUUACAACUCCACUAAAGAAACGUCGCGUUAUUCGCGAAAAUCCACUAUCAUCGGAUACGAACAAUCAGACCGUUGUUCCAUCGGACGUACAACAGCAGCAGCAGCACAUGCAACAGCAAAUGUUCGUUUCGACGAAUGCGCCCCUCGGAUCGAAUUAUACGGAUGGUAGCAACUUAGUAGUUGGUACAGCGAACAGUGGGCCUAACAGCAAUGCGUUGUUUUGGGACCAUUCCGUCUCACCGGAGAAACAGGCGAUGGAUCUUUCCUCACAUCGUGCUCCAUCCAACACAGGCGGACCGGUGAAAAUGCUUACUCCACUUCACUUUGCCGAUCCUGGACCGAUGCCGACUGCGAGUGCUACUACACCCUCAGUAACAGUACCGCCAACACCACCAGCACCAACAGCAGCAGCACCUACGGCUCAGGUGGUAUUGGCUGCUCAACAGCAGCCUUCACCUACCAUCACUGUUCAUCCUCAGAUGCAUCUUGGGGGUGGUGUAGGAGUAGCGCCACAAGCUCACCAGCAUCUUCAUCAUCAUCAUCAGUAUCCCCUGCUUCAACAAAUUCAUCACCAACCCCACCAUACGAUUCCACUGGCAAUGGCUGCCCAUAUCCAGUAUGAAUCGAGCGUGGUAAUGACGGAACCAUCAUCCAUUAACGUUGAACCGCCACUAGCGGUGAUUGCCCCGGAAAGUACGCAAGUGGAAAAAGAACCCGAAUACACGCCGCAAGUAACACCUGCUCCAGUGUACACCGAUCGUCCUGCAGAGGUAAUCGAGGAACAAGUUGUAGAACAGCAAGUGGAGGAGGUGGUGGAGGAAGAAGAAGAGGAGGUGGUUGAACAGGUGGAGGAGGAGGACGAGGAAGAGGAAGAGGUAAUGGUAGAACAGGAAGUGAUGGUUGAGCAGGAUGAAUUGCUGGAGCAGGAAGUCGUCGAGCAGGAGGUGGUAGUGGAACAGGAAAUAGUGGAAGAGCACGAGUCGAAGAAUGAUUCCACAACCAUUAUCGAAACUAGUGCUGCGUCUGAUGAAUCCGAAUCGAUGAUGGAAGCAUGCCAGUCUGAGGUAGAACUAUCGGAGCCAACGAUCGACAGCAAAGGAUCUACACCGAGCAAAGGAAGUCAGAAAUACAUCGAACAUGAUGUAGAUGAGUUCGCUGACCUGGUGGAAGAGAUUGUUCAGGAGUCGUACGAAGCCGACCAGAAGCGUGCGUCGGCAGCGAAGGCUCAGCUAGAAGCGGCUAAGGCAUUAUCAGUUCCGGCAUCAGACGCAUUACCACUAUCUGGGGAAAUGGCCAUAAAGGGUAAAGAGUAUUCGAAAGCUGUGGAAACGACAGCAAUGAGUGCUUGUGCUGAACCAGUCCUUGUACAGGGAGGGUCUACUGUCGUCGUCGUGCCGGAAAAGAAGCGAAGGGAUGUGAAAGUUAAUAAGGACGAAUCACUCAAAGGCCAAGAACAAUCGGCUGCAGUAUCUACCGAAGCAUCAAGGACGAAAGAUAACAAAGCCGACGGUGUGGAGUUCAGCUAUUCUGUACCGAAUGCGGAGAAGAAUGUGAGCGCAGAUGAUCAGCAGGAAACUGGUACGGGCAUCGAUUCGCUCUCAUCCACGUUUGAUGAAAUCGUGGAAACGAUUGUCGAGGAACGAUUGGCUGCAAUGAACGACGAAUGUCCAACGGAGGUAAUCGACGAAGGUGAACAUGCCAGCGACGAUACGGACGGUGGUGCUGAGGAGGAAUCGGUGCUGGUAUACGUGCAAGAAGAGGAGGAAGAGAGCAACUCGAAGGUGCGCAUCGAGGACGAGGACAGCGAGGAUGCGCUAAUGCGCGAGGUAGAGGAAGAGAUGUUGGAAAUGAUGUCGGAAACAAGCGUACUGCGGCAAGGUCUACCGGGCAGUAAUGAAGACGAGGAGGAAAGGGACGUUAGGUUCAUAGCGGAGGAAGAGGACGAACCGGUGAAACCUGAGGUAGUGUUGAAGCCCGCUAAAAGCGACAGCACCGAACGGACGGUACCACCAACGGUAGCUUCUAGUGUCUCGCCGAAGAAUGUAACCAAUGGUACCAAGGAAGAAUUGAACAAAACGCCACCAAAGCGUCCGGUUGCUGCUACGGAAGACAGCGAGCAGAAUGAGCUUGCCGAUCUGCAAAAGGUGAUCGCCUCGUUCCAUUCCGAGAACAUCAUGAAUCUGAUCUCGCGAAACCGAAGCAAAUCGAAGAAGGGCGGUAGUAGCAGUGUAUCUCCACCGAAUGCAGCUAGAGCCGUAGCGGAAGGUACGUCUGCAGUCAAGAAGCAGGUGAAGCUAAACUUCGAUCUGUGCAUGAAGGAUGAUGCUGUGAAUGUAACUUUGCAGAAGACGAUCGGCACUACGGAAGUUGCAGGUGGCGGUGAAAGCCAGCCCGCUGAGACGAAUGCUAUACCGUCGAGUAAUGCCACAGCGUUACCUCCGAUGGUUUUGCCACCGUCAUCAGUGUCGGUGCUUGCCGCCUCCUUAACAACGCUUGCGACUUCCUGCCUAAUGUUAACACCACCGUCAAGCAGUGUAGUGGUUAGUAACUUGCAUACGAUCAAACCGAUUCCUGCACCUAACAGUGCGGCCGUCAUACCAUCGGUAACAACGUUUGGCAGUGAACCGAUUCGGUCGUUCUCCACGUUACGGCCGGAUCCGCCUAUGUCUGCGACCGGUUUGGUACCAGGAGGACAUCUUAGCACACUGGGUGGAUAUCAUAUGCAUCAGCGUGCCGCUACAGGAACGUCAUCGUUCCUAGACUAUUCAUCCGUCAGUUCGGCGGCCACACCAGCUGUUGGAACUCCAUCGAACGUUGGAGCUACUGGACCAGCGGGUGGAAUUUACCAGUACCGCUCGGAGGUAUCCAAUCUACUGGAGCGGACCUCCAUGUUGGCACCGCUACAUCGUCCCACUAGCUUCUCAACUCUGGGCUCCCUGACGUCUCCUUUGGUCGGUGGUGGAGCUGUCAAGUCAUCGCUUCUACUCGGUGCAACCGAAUCGUUAUCCACCCUCGGCAGUACGGCUGCUACAUCAUCCAUCGUUGCCGGAAAUCUAACACCGACGGGUACCACCCCACCGGGAGGUUUACCUGCCGUUGGAAGCUAUCCGAAGAUAUACACCAAAACAGCCAGUUCAGAUCCACGGCUUAAUCCGGCCCUGGUAGCAGCAUCGUCCGGUACGGACACUGCAUCCACUACGGGAGCAGGUCCAUCAACCACACCGAUCACUCCGAAGCGCAAACUCUCCAUUACCGAAUACCGCAAGCGCAAGCAGCAAUCUUCCACCGAAGGUAAUGCUUCCUCGACGACAAGCUCAACACCGACGACCACCAGCACGGGUAUUGGAGCGUCGGCGACACAAUCACCUUCGGCGAUUGUAUCAUCCGUGUCGUCGGCCCUAUUAGCAUCGAAGGGAAGUAGACGGGAAGAGUCGGCGACUGCUGGUGGUGGGACAUCCUCCGUCAGCAGCGCUAUCAGCAGCAACGAUGUGAGCAGCUCGAUCAGCCGAGAGCUCAUAAUGGCGCUGGAUCUCGACCUACCGGAGGAAGCUAAAUCGGGCGACAAUUCCAAUUCUUCGUCCUCUUCGUCCAGCAUCGGUGGUCGUGUACGGGGCGUAGUUGCCGGCAUCAGCAAUGGAACGUUGGGUAAAUUGAGCGGAAAAGAUUCGGGCAGUGGAAGCAUUUCACCGGCGGACCAUACGGCAACGAACCACCAUUUGCACCAUCACAACCACUAUGAGGGACUAUCGUCCACCGAAGAAAUAACGACCACUUUCAGUGCUACACCUACCUUGGCCGAGUUGCGCAGCGAGGGUGGAAUGUCGGCGGAGCGGUUAAAAUCGCUCAAAUAUUUCCCCUAGAGCGCUUCAUGCGAGCAAAAUGAUCUGUUUGUCCCUAGGCGGAUACGUGUGAACCCUGGAUCAUCAUCAUCGUAAAUGGCAUGCGGGUCAUGUCGUUAAGCAACAUAGCGACACCACGACGUCAUUAGCAUUACUGUUGUGAAGUAAGUGAAGCGAGUCUUGUCAUAAAUCCGUACUUCAAUGUAGUGUUGUGAAAGUUCUAGGCAGUUCUAGAUGGAAUGUGUUGUGUAUAACUCAGGAAGAACAGAAGCAAUAGGAGAGGAGAAUUUAUUUUACUACUUUCUCUGACGGUUUCGAGAAUUGACGAAAUCAUCGUGAGAUGGAAGUGUGUUAAGGGGGGUAAUAUCGGCCCUACAGCACCGUCAGUUCUUGUUUGCCCGUUGGUCUUUUGGAAAUGAUACGUUUGAGCGGUUGCGCCUAUAAGAAGAAAAAUGCGUAUUGAAAAGAAUACUUAAUUUUGAGAUAGCAUCAAGGUUAGGAUUUUUUUUUACAUAUUAGGCACAGACUAAAGUUAUCUUGCUUUGCCGAAACCUAUUACAUUCUUCCUGCUGUUACACACAUUUAUCUCGGCCCAUACCCCUCGCCUCCCCAUUAAUCGAAACACAGAAAAGGCGCCAAAAGUAAAUCAAAACUGUAAAACACUCGAAAUAUCAAAAGAAGAGGAUUAAAAGAAAAGCAACGAAAAGGGUAAAAAACGGAAAACAGAUACAAAAUAAUCAAACACGUGAACGGGCAAGGACAUGUUUCCCGUUCCCGUUCGAAUGUGUGGGCACAUAGAACCCCGGGGUGUCACACCGCACACAAAAUGCAUAUUGAGCAUGUGUUACAACACCUAGUACAAAGUACAAAAGCGAGGUAGAGAAGCAAGAAGCGACACAGGGAAAUCGGAAAAUAGGCAGGCGAAAUCGAACUAUAUACAUAGCUAUAUAUAUAUUUUUAAACUUUGCAAUUGAAAUAAUUUAAUGUCCCAAACACACACAUACAUACACACAACGCAUAAGCGAAACUUUUGUGUAGUGCUAUAUUGGAAGAUAUAAGGAUAGGUUUAGAUCGCCAACGGGAUUGUAACCGCUGGAAAGUAGAUUUAUUUUUAAUUCUUUCUUUAUUAUUAGUUACAUUAUGGUAGUUAGCUACCAUUGAUCGGAUUAAGGAACGCUCUCGAAGAAAAAGAAGAAAAAAAACAAAUUGUGAGGAAACCGAAUUUGAACAGUGCUUCUCCGGUGAGACGUGAAAAAGUUGUGUUUAGCGUGUUAGCUUUUAAUAGUACAUUUCAUUUUUAAUUUUACACUGUUAACGCCUAAUAAUAACAUCCGUUGUCAGUAAGCCUUUUAUUAGUGAUGAACUACAUUACAUGUGAUUUUUUUCCACUUCUGUUUGAUAUUUUUCAUUUCUCCUACUUCAUUUCUCUCAACAACAAUCCUUCAACCGUAUUGGCAAAUCUGUCUGUUUUAUUUUUUUCUUUUAAAUCGAUGCAUAGCAUACAGGGUGUUAUUUGAAAAUGUAAAUUACUGAAAGGUAGAAAUAGUACACACACAUACAAACACUCUCUCUCUCAGUUAGAAAAUUAUGAUUUAUUAUAAUAUUCUUUUAAGUUAAGAGUUUCUGGAUGAGAAGUUAAACAUGUGGAAGUGUUUUUGUUUUUGUGUGUGUAAUUUUCUUACAAACGAUUCUCUUGUGUUUGUGUCAUAAGCUUUGCAGGCCUGCUUCGAUGUAAUAUAUGUAAAAUUUAAGAUACACAAGCUCUAUAAUCAAUUGCAAAAUGACCGUGAAUUGGUUUUGCCGGUGACCGGGUUGGGGUGGAUGUAAUUAUAUUGUAAGAACUUUUCAAUGAAAACAAUUUUUAACUAAACAACAAAAAAAACAACUACAGUGCAGUACCAUCGUUUCGUAUGUGCGCGGAUGUGUAUAAGUUUUGGGAAUCGUAUUUUGCUAUUAAAGUGCUAUAAAGCUGUAACUGUAAACGCAUAUACACAUUCAAUCAAUACAAACAUAGUUAUGCUAAGUGAAUGAAUGCGGAAAGAAGCUGCACAAACACACUAACACACGCGGGGGGAAUAAAGAAGAUAAUGCAAAUUGCUUGUGUAAAUACGGAGAAAAAAAACCUGGCGCACAGGAUUUACUAAUAUUUUGAACAAUCUAUUAAGGACAGCCGGACACUCUUACUACUUAAGUUUUUAAGUGAAAUGAAAACAAACACAUGUGUACGUGCGGUUUGAGUCCCAGUUGAAAUACAGCCUCCUCCGGUGUGCGGUUGUGUGGUUGAUGUACAGUGAGUGCAAGUGUCACGAGAGACAAUGUGGAAGCUUAUACUAAAUAACUUAUUAAAAGGAGAAAACUAAGUUUGCCUAAUGUAAAAAGAAGAGAGAAGCAAAAAGCAUUACUACCCUUGUACAGGACGAAUACGAAGAAGAAGGAAGGAAAGUGAAUUAAUUCGAUAAUUAUUUAAGAAAACUGAUUGAAAGGUAAAUGAAAACGGUAAUUAACUACAAAAACCCA
Anopheles funestus (African malaria mosquito) is the source of this 16462-nucleotide messenger RNA. It is a transcript of the gene upSET, whose product is annotated as serine-rich adhesin for platelets. NCBI's taxonomy places the organism in Eukaryota, Metazoa, Arthropoda, Insecta, Diptera, Culicidae. The record is from RefSeq and is a predicted model, not a curated record. The transcript has 7 exons. Gene Ontology annotation, molecular function: protein binding. Bases 1523 to 13966 code for a protein of 4147 amino acids.